GGCUCCGCCGCUCCCCGCGGCCCCGCGACGAGUUUGCAAAGCGCCGCGCUGGCCCCGCCGCCUCCGCCCGCGCCGUCCCCCGCGGCGGCGGGCCGCCGUGCGCAGAGCGCCGCGGGAGCUGUAGUGCGGCCUGCGCGGCCGGGCGGCGGCGGGGCGGGGCGGGCGGACUACGGCUCCCGGGCGCGCGCGGGAGGGGGGGCGGCGCCGGGGGCGGAGCGGGGACAGCUCCGGUGCUGAUCGCGACGCGGGUUUGUCAGCAGAGCCCGGGCGGGCGGCGGCCGCGGCUGUUGGCGUGCGCGGGCGGGCGGCGGGCGGCAGCGGAGCGAGCGGCGGGCCGCGCCCGGCCAUGAGGCACGAAGCGCCCGUGCAGAUGGCAUCUGCUCAAGAUUCCAGAUAUGGCCAGAAAGAUACAUCUGACCAGAACUUUGAUUACAUGUUCAAACUUCUCAUUAUCGGCAACAGCAGUGUUGGGAAAACCUCCUUUUUAUUCCGAUAUGCUGAUGAUUCCUUUACAUCUGCAUUUGUAAGCACGGUUGGGAUUGAUUUCAAAGUAAAAACAGUUUUCAAAAAUGAAAAAAGAAUUAAGCUACAGAUAUGGGACACAGCAGGUCAGGAGAGAUACAGAACGAUUACCACGGCUUACUACCGGGGUGCAAUGGGCUUCAUUUUAAUGUAUGACAUCACGAAUGAAGACUCUUUCAAUGCUGUGCAGGACUGGUCAACCCAAAUUAAAACAUACUCUUGGGAUAAUGCCCAGGUUAUUUUGGUCGGUAACAAAUGUGACAUGGAGGAUGAACGAGUAAUCUUCACCGAGAGAGGCAAACAUUUAGCAGAGCAACUUGGAUUUGAGUUUUUUGAAACAAGUGCCAAGGACAACAUUAAUGUCAAGCAGACGUUUGAGCGACUUGUGGAUAUCAUCUGUGACAAAAUGUCGGAAAGUCUGGAGACGGAUCCCACCAUUGCUGCCAGCAAGCAGAACACACGGCUAAAGGACACCCCUCCUCCACAGCAGCCCAACUGUGGCUGUUAAUGCAGCUAUCAGCGACGGCAGCUCCAGUGUGUUCUGUUGCCAACAGAGUAUUUAUGAAUGGUCUAUAUGCCUUUAUUUAUACUGUCUUAUUAAUUCAUUUGGGAGAAAAGUCUUUUAUUUUACAGCUGGUCGAGUAUGCAUAUGGAGAUGGAGAGGUUAUUAGUCUGAAAGGACGAUCCAUUUUUUAGCAUCUGGCUUUUGCAUGCAGGAUGGCUAUUAGUUUCUCUUUUCUUUUUUGCUGUUUUACAUUACACUAACUUCAGCUGGUGCCAUGUCCUCAGACCACAUUUGCCUAGAAUUGACGCUUGCUUCAUCAGUUUCAAAUUACAUAGUUGAAUCCUUAGGGUAAUGGCCAAGGUGUUUUAGAAUAAGCUUUCAGAUGCCCCUUAUAUUUUCUCCUGAUUGAAAAUAAAUUUCAAAGUAUUCCUCUAGUGAGCCCAUCCCUCAUUCUGCCCAGAUCAUUUUUCUAAGGGACACUUCCUGGAUCAUAUUGCCUUGGAAAAUCUACACAUUAUGUUACGUAUCCUGGCUGAUUGGAAAAUGUGGAAGUUAGAAGUUCGUUCCUGGACCCAAAGCAACCAAAUUUCCCUGUGAGUUUCCAACUGGAUAAGAGUAUUCAGUGCAGACCAUCAGAGAUAUUAGGUACUUCAUCCUGUUUGGGUAGCUAGUGUGUUUACAUUUCCAUGGGAGUUGCACACCUAUCUAAUACUUUUCUGAAACUGAACUUAAAUUUCUUAUUCUAUCAUUAAGGAGAUCCCAGUAGUACCUACCCCAGUAAUGGAGGGUGGACUAGCUCUUUACGUUUCUACCUGCAUGAGAUAUUAAAUACACAGGUCUAUAUUACUCCUGACAGAAGCAAAUCCAUUAUGUUCAGUUGUUCAUGGCCAAAAACUCUCUUGUCAUGUUGCUGUCAAACCUCCAUAAGUUUUCAGGAACUUCACCUGUCAUUCAGUCACUGAGACAACCAUCAGAACACUGGCCUGUAUGUUACCCAGACCUAUUGCAGAAGUGGUGCCAGUGUCAGUGAACAGGAGUUUGGCCUCAUUUUUAAUUUGAUGAGAACAUCUAUUUGGAAAAGACAACCAGAAUUUCACAGAACUUUUAAAAACUUUAGGAGUAAUAAAAUAUUGUCAUCAUUUCUUGCGUUAGGCUGAAUACAUUCAUAAGAUCAGCAAAAGGCUGUGUAGAUAGCAGAAUAAAGUACACAGUCUUUUUUAAUAGUGUUAAAAAUUAUUCCUAUUUCACAGUUUUUGAAAGUAUUCCUCUAGUAAUUGUUGGCAGUUUCUUACAUCUGUGCCCUGGAGUACUUCAUAUAACGGCUUUACAUGCACCACAGUGACAUUUUUUAACUAAGUAACAUCAUUGAAUAAGUAUUAACUGUUUUAUUUUUACAAUUAGACAGAAUCUGGGACAAGGCUGACAUUUCUUAAACUGUAUGCAAUGGCAAAAAUUGGAAGACAAAGAAGGGAAGUAACACAAAGUACUGCCAACUGCUCACAACUGCAAAGAAAUCCCUCUACACACAACUUUUUUUGAAGGUCAUUUAUGUAACUCCUGAAACACACUAAGAGAAAAUGGUCACUUUUUUGGGUUGGGGUUUUUUUUUUUUCUGAUUAAAUAAUCUACAUACACUUUGACACAGUAAAAACUACUUUCAAACAAGGCAUAUUAGACGUGUACAAUGGAUAUGCCACAGGGUGUUACAUUGGCUGCCUAACUUAAAUGAAACAAUGUUCUUUCUUCAGUCUGGGCUUGUAAACCAUGUCUGUCCUGUUAACUAGUUUACUUAAGCACUUAUUUUCCUAGAAGACAUGGAGACUGGACUGCGCUUGUUUACUUCCAUGGAAAGAAAGCACUGUCCAUUUUGGGGCUGAUGAGCAGCCAAGUGGAAAAGUCAUGUGCUAUCCCAACCAUAACUCUGCCUUUCUCCGGGGAUGCUGCUUUUCUCUCCCCUGUCUAAGGCAGAAUGCUGAUAACUGUGCUGAGAGACUUUCAUUAAUACGUCUUCACCCAAUAGGUACCAGCUGCUUCAGAAAAAGAAGUUGUAAGAAGCUGAGGAAGCUUUGUUUGAGAUGGUAGGAAGUUUUCCAUCCUUUUCUUGUUAUGUGCAGUUAUUCCCGCAGUAGAAAAAGGAUCAGGGAAGCCUUGAGACAGCACACAGAUUCAACCCUCAAGUCCUUUAGGAAAGGUUUCGUUUGUGUUAUUAGUCUGAGCCGUCUCAGGCAAGGCGAGGAGAGAGGAGGAUGUAGUCACAUCUUACAUGAGCUUGGGCAUAUCCUGAAUCAUGCAGCAUGGCUAGAAGUGCAAGUAUUCUUCCAGCUUUGCUCUGGGAUGCUUGCUGCAAAAUGGUCACCUCCUGUGCACAGUGUAACAAGGAGAAAAGAUUCCAAGAUGCCCCUUGCGACAGCCACACCUUGCCUGCACUCUAUUGCAAUGAAUUGCAGACCCUCCUUGCCUCUUUAUGACCAUAUAGACUCUAAUCAGUGUUAGCAAUACUUUAUUAGCAUAUAUCUUUUUAAACAAACUGAGUGAUAGAUAAAUAGUUCUUUACUUACAUAGGAUUAAUUAAUUGCUUUUCAUUUUACAUCAAAAGUCUGGGCAGAAGAGCAACAGCAAAAACAAAGAGGGAGAAUCUCUCCUUUGAGUUUCUGAGGCCACUAACCUCCCAGGCCUCCAGCAUGUCUGACCUUCUGCAUGGGAUGGGGAGGAUGGGGAAAGCAGCUGCCUGAGGAAGGUUGCUCAUCACACUGCCAGCUGUGUGUGAAAAGGCUCGUCUGAAGUACAGCAGCAGAACUAGUCAGUAUUGAAAAACUCCUAGGACCUUUGUACUGACACUCAGAUAUUGUCACAGAGUUCAGAAUUAGUCAGUUUAAUUUUUAAGAUGUUCACAUCAAAUCCUUGGAGGUUUUCAAGAUCAGACUGGCUAAAGCCCUGGGCAGACUGCUCAGACCUCUUAGCUGAAACUGUUUUGAGCAGGAGGUUGGAAAAGAUGACCUGUUGAUAUCUCAUCAAACCCAAUUUAUCCUAUCAUCCCUUCCUCUGAAAUUGAAAAUGUGUGGAAGUACACCUUUUCUUAACAAUCAGAGUUACCAACUGUUGGAAAAGUAGGCUUUGAUUUUCCAUCACAGGUUGUCUUUUGAAGCCACAGCCUUCACAGUGAUAUUGAAUUUUCUGCUGUAAAGUUUGGUCACAUUUAGAUCAGAGGCAUCAUGAUCUCAGUACCUCUUUCAGCUGGAACCCGGCUAUCGUAGAGAAAUAUGAGGGACAGAAAGGCUUUUGGAAAGUAGCUUACCAUCCCUUCCCCAAACAUUCUGAAAAUGUGGCUUGAAUUCUGAGGGAACUAGCAGGACUGGGAUUUUCAUUCUAUUUAAAAUUAUGCUUUGGCCUUUUCAUAGGGCAGGAUAUCCAAGGGCAGCCUGUGACAAUCUAGUUCAGCUCAUUCAACCUAGUUUGGCUCCUAUUGACUUAUGUGGUAAAACUGAUAUUUUCUUAAAUGCAAGUAGAGUUAGGCUGAACAAUUUUGGAAAUCCCAUCCCAACCUGAUCAAAGGCCAAAAUUUAAACAAUCAGUGGCUCAUUCUUCACACAUACCCAACAGUCACUGAUUAUAAAUUGUUGAAGGAGACAAGCAGGAUUUGGUUAGAUCCCUGAUCUAUCUGAUAUAGGACAGUUCUGUCAGGAGAAAGUACCAGACUGAACAGAGUUAUAUUUUAAUGAUGGAAGAGGGCUGGAUCAUUAAAUUGAAACCUGGGGUAAGAGAUCCAAAACUACUUUAAGCCUCAUCACAAUUCUUGGUGAAAAAGUACUCACACACUUUGCGCUAGUUUGUUGUCACUCCCAGCACAGAAAUAGGACUGAAUGUCAUGGAGCAUUUUUGGUCCAGCCACGGAUAAACCCUUUAGCUGAGCCUUAGGCCACUUGGUGAGAUACAGCAGCUGCCACACAGAGCACAUUAAGUUUCUGAGAUUAGAUGCCUUUGGGCAGAGGGUCCUGAGCUCCAUAGUGCCAGCUGAACUACACAAUCCAUUUUCCAGGUUAUGAUCUAGACUAAAGCUUUUAGCAGCAGGCUAAUCCUGUGCAUGGGUAACACACCAGCUUCAUCAUGCUCUGGCAGUGUCUUGCUUGCUGCAUGCUCAAACUAGUACUCAGAAAAUGCCUUGGGAGCACACAAGAGCAUGGGAUGUGACUGGUUCCUGCGGUGCCUCCUGGUACUGGCCUGAUGAAAGCUAGCAAGCCCGGCUGGGUUGAACCUUCCGAUGCGUGUUUUCAGUUCUAAGAGUUCAUGUUCACAAGCGUUCUAACCUUAUAACACAACUAACUUAAUACUGUACCUUUUUGUAGUUGUUGUUGGUGGUGGUUUGUUUAUUUAGACCUGUUUGUUUGGUGUUUAAAAUACAUAUGAGUUAGCCUGAUUUUCUGUCAAAAAAAUACUCUUUUGCUCUGAACAGCUGUGUAUGUGACUGUUACCUGGAACUGUUUGUUCCUUUGUGCUUAUACUUAAUGUAAUGCCUAGAGAAACUACCUGAGCAACUACAUUGAUGUGGCCUUUCCAGAGCACCACUCUGAAAGAUUUUCUUCGCAGCCUGCUCAGCUCUGUAUAUUCAGCUGUACCACCUGCACCUUCUUUAUUUAAGGAAUGAAUUGCUAUGUCAGGGUGCACAAAAUCUGCUGGAGUCUGAUCCCAACUUUGAGAAUGCUUGGAAUUCGUCAUUUUUAGGACAAAAAUAGUGGUACAUUACUCUACGUCUGAUGGUGAUGCCUUCAUUUCUUCAAUAGCAGAUGAAUGAUGAUGCAUUUGCAUUCCAAAAGAAGCCCCCCUCCAAAAUUCCACCCCUCCCCAGCUAACCUUUUCUAUAUUUGUUUGUAAGAGGCAAGUUUUAUUACUUGCAUUUGUAAGGGCAUCAAGUAAAUUAAUGUUCUGCUGAUGAACAGAUUCCUCCUUGGCCUGUGUCCUAUAAACAGACACACAAUGUGUGAGCCUAGUUCCUCUUUAGGAUGUGAGACCAUGAGUAUGUAAAUCCUCAUAGAUAAAGCCUCAGGGGGUGUAAAACAACAUGUCUGCACUUAUGCCAACAGGGGAGUGAGUUGCAUUGAUUUACAUGAUUUAAUCCAUACACUCUGGCUCCAGAUUCUCCUUCGUUCAUCAUUUGUCAAGUCUCCCUUUACAGAUGAAACUUGUUUCAAUUAUUUGAAUGAUUUCUACCAGUUUUCUUUAUUAAGGGGUAAAUGUAGUUUGCCUAUGCAAUUUCAGCUCUCAUUUUCCUUUUUUUCUUCUUUUUUUUUUUUUUUUUUUACUUUGUUUAUCCAUGGAUUUUCAUGGAAGCAGAAAUUCUAACUAUACAUAGCAGUACAUCUUUGACACUCAUUCAGCUCCUGCUGUUACUUGUUCAUGGUCAGUGCAGCCUUCCCCAAAUGCCACAGUGAAAUUUAGCCAUAAAUUCUCAUUAGCACCAGAGAUCAGCUUGGUGACAUUUGCAGACCAUAGGUUUAUUACACAUGGUUCCAACAGAUGUAGAUGGCUUAUCAUGUGUAGAAUAAGGUGCCUGGUAUUUGAUUUAGGGGGAAACAAAAGUCCUAAUCUUCUGAUAACUUCAGGGUCAUACAUAAGAUGCAGAAAUGAAAGCUACAGAUUCCUUACCACUUCUUGUGAUAAAUUUCCUCAAGUAAUUCUGACAUGUACCUGCAAGUAGUGUUGAAUGAAAUGUUUGUGCUGUAACUCCUGUUUAAUAUUUUGUCAGUAAUGUCAGAUGUGUCGUGGCUCAGUUGGAGUGUCAGAAUAUGUAACCUAUAUACUAGUGUUCGUGGAAUUCAAAUGUCUUAAAUGUUGCAUGAAAAUAUGUUAUAAAAAUAGAUAUGUUUUCUAUUUUUGAAUACCUCAAAACUGAGGGAUAAUGGGCCAAUAAGUGCAAUAUUUAAUUAUUUACUCAGUGUAUAUAAACUUGUGUGAAAGGGAGAAGUGUCAUGUAUGUGUGAUAAGCUGUUGAUGAUGCCUGCGUGGCUUAAGAUUUCCAGUAGGUGUAUGUGUCUUGUAGUAAAAUUUAUAUAGUAAACACUUUACCAGUGUAGUGCAAGAACAUUCUUAAGUCAUUUAAACUAUUUUUCAUAUAUGAAACAAUGGUAAAAUAUAUUUGUAUGUUUACUGCAAGUGCAUGUCAAUUUUACUUUUACAGUUGUGAGUGUCCUUUUUGAAAAUUAUCUUGUUAGACCAACACAAACGGGACAGUACUUUCAGUCAGAAGAUACUUGCAACCAUUUCUAAAUUAUCUGUGUGUAUUUUUAAAGCAUGUUCUCUAGAAGCAUUAAAAGAACCUCCUAGAGAUCAGCA
Messenger RNA from Falco peregrinus (peregrine falcon), 7354 nucleotides. RefSeq names its product RAB3C, member RAS oncogene family (gene RAB3C). Bases 347 to 1030 code for a protein of 227 amino acids. Gene Ontology annotation, molecular function: GTP binding; GTPase activity. Gene Ontology annotation, biological process: regulation of exocytosis; protein localization to plasma membrane; protein secretion. The record is from RefSeq and is a predicted model, not a curated record. Gene Ontology annotation, cellular component: plasma membrane; synaptic vesicle; endosome. The transcript is spliced from 5 exons. NCBI's taxonomy places the organism in Eukaryota, Metazoa, Chordata, Aves, Falconiformes, Falconidae.